Molecule: messenger RNA, 700 nt
Organism: Trichechus manatus latirostris (Florida manatee)
Lineage: Eukaryota; Metazoa; Chordata; Mammalia; Sirenia; Trichechidae
Gene: EPCIP
Product: exosomal polycystin 1 interacting protein
Exons: 1
Coding region: 44-700 (218 amino acids)
Source: RefSeq, a predicted model, not a curated record
AUGAAGGACAGACAGGAACACGCCGGCCCCCACUGAGACAAAAAUGGCACCACCUUCCGGGCACUGUCUCCUGCUGGUCAGCACCCUGGGCGUCCUGGCACUCGGCAGCUUCACAAAAGGUCAGAAGAACAGCACUCUGAUCUUCACAAAGGAAAACACCAUUCGGAACUGCAGUUGCUCUGCAGACAUCCGAGACUGUGACUACAGCUUGGCCAACCUGGUGUGCAGCUGUGAAACCGUCCUGCCCCUCUCGGUGCAGCAGCCCAGCUACCACGGCCAUCUCACCAUCUGGUUCACCGACACGUCUGCACUGGGCCUCCUGCUGAACUUCACCCUGGUCCAGGACCUAAAGCUUUCUCUGUGCAGUACAAACACUCUCCCCCCUGAAUACCUGGCUAUUUGGGGUCUGAAGAGGCUUCGCAUCAACGCGGAGGCCAAGCAUCCAUUAGCAGAGCAGAGCUUACUCAUCCACAAUGGAGACAGCGAAUCCAAAGAGAAGCCCGUGUCGUUGCACAAAGACUGGCCGGCGUGUAUGUAUAUCUCAUUCUUAGAUAUGGCUCUUUUCAACAGGGAAUCGUCCCUAAAGUCAUACAGUAUUGCAAACAUUGCCAGUGUCACCAACAACUUUCCCUACUUUCCUUACUUGAAAACCGUCCCAAUUCUAAGCAACAAAAGCUAUGUUGUCACCUUCAUUUACUAA